ACGAAAGUCGAACGGCGGUGACACGAGCCGCAUCCAACAGUGGACCUAACAGCCUACCUACAACCUUCUGUUAAAUUUCAAAAACCUAUCGCGGUCAACCGAAAUCGAACUGAGACGUGUACUUGGAUUAGUUCGUUCUACCACGAUUUUCUCCAAGUAGCCUAAAGAUUCAAGGAUGAUUUCUGUUUCGGGACCCAGUUAUGAAGCCUACGCAUAUGGAGCCCAAAGGUUUGCAAAUCAAACGGUGGUUGACAGGGUUCCACCUGAUAUGCUCCAUCUAAUCGACGCCCACUGGUAUCAGUUUCCACCACUAAAUCCGAUGUGGCAUGGAAUCCUUGGAUUUGUAAUAGGUCUGCUUGGUUUCAUCUCGGUUUCGGGAAAUGGCAUGGUCGUCUAUAUAUUCCUUUCGACGAAGAGUCUUCGCACGCCAAGUAAUAUGUUUGUAAUCAACCUUGCUAUCAGCGAUUUCCUUAUGAUGUUCUGCAUGUCUCCACCUAUGGUGAUCAAUUGCUAUUAUGAGACAUGGGUACUUGGGCCUCUCUUCUGUCAAGUCUACGCAAUGUUGGGCUCCUUGUUCGGAUGUGGCUCCAUAUGGACGAUGACGAUGAUCGCAUUCGAUAGGUACAACGUGAUCGUCAAAGGUUUAUCUGGUAAGCCAUUGACCAUUAACGGAGCUCUCCUUCGUAUACUGGGGAUAUGGUUGUUCUCCCUGAUUUGGACUAUCGCACCUAUGUUUGGCUGGAAUAGAUAUGUACCAGAAGGUAACAUGACCGCGUGUGGCACUGAUUACUUCAGCAAAGAUAUAGUAUCCGUCUCCUACAUCCUAUUAUACAGCAUCUGGGUUUACUUCUUCCCGCUGUUCCUCAUCAUUUGGAGUUACUGGUUCAUUAUCCAGGCGGUAGCUGCCCACGAGAAGAAUAUGCGCGAACAAGCCAAAAAGAUGAACGUAGCUUCUCUCCGAUCAUCUGAAAAUCAAAAUACUAGUGCCGAGUGUAAAUUGGCAAAAGUUGCCCUUAUGACAAUCUCCUUAUGGUUCAUGGCUUGGACCCCGUAUCUUGUCAUCAACUGGUCUGGCAUCUUUAGUCUCGUUAAGAUCAGUCCGCUUUACACAAUUUGGGGUUCUCUAUUUGCCAAAGCCAAUGCAGUUUACAAUCCGAUCGUUUAUGGAAUUAGCCAUCCGAAAUAUCGAGCUGCGCUGUUUGCAAGAUUCCCAUCAUUGGCAUGCGCUGCCGAACAAACACCCACAGACGCUACAUCUACUGUUUCUGGUACAACUACUGUUGCAGACAACGAAAAAUCAAAUGCAUAAAACAAUAAUAUAUGCCAUGGCUGCACCUUACUUAUAUUCGAACUGUGACGCGGUCAAUCAAAAGAAUAUAGAUUAAAAUAUACCUAACUAGGUAAGAAUAACACCAAAUUUUAUUACAGACACGAUUUGUAAAUAUUAACACCUGAUAUGACAUUAAGAAAUAUUUUUUAUCGAUAACAAAACUAUCAAUGUGGUCAAUUAGACAUUCAAAAUUAAAGCAGUUUAAAUCGAAUAUGUUCAAACAUUCAAAAGUAUAGCCUAAUGGCCAGCACAUCUAAUUCGGUGAGGAACAACUCCAGUAUACGAAGUCAUUGUAUACGUGACAUUAAAUGAUCAAUAUUUGAAUCGCCUGUGAUUGAAUGCGUGAUGCGUAUCUCACCACAAUGCGGAUCAUUUUACAUCAAUUCAUAGGUAUGAUUUUAAUUUUGUACAUUUAUUGCGUAACAAUAUACAUGGUCACUUUGGUACACCAGGUAACAGCUCUAUGUUUACUAGAUUAGUAAGCACAUCACAUUCACCAUGAAACAUGAAGGGAACAUCUGUACCUUAAUUUUAUAAAAGCAAAUAAAUUCUGCAAGCAACCGUA
This is a messenger RNA of Bombus terrestris (buff-tailed bumblebee), 1895 nucleotides long. RefSeq names its product long-wavelength rhodopsin (gene Lop1). Gene Ontology annotation, biological process: G protein-coupled receptor signaling pathway; visual perception; phototransduction. Lineage: Eukaryota; Metazoa; Arthropoda; Insecta; Hymenoptera; Apidae. Gene Ontology annotation, molecular function: G protein-coupled receptor activity. Bases 176 to 1309 code for a protein of 377 amino acids. Gene Ontology annotation, cellular component: membrane. The transcript has 6 exons. The record is from RefSeq and is a predicted model, not a curated record.